Messenger RNA from Arabis nemorensis, 1020 nucleotides. Lineage: Eukaryota; Viridiplantae; Streptophyta; Magnoliopsida; Brassicales; Brassicaceae. The record is from the annotation of a GenBank genome assembly.
AUGAAGCAGAGAACGUGGCCAGGUACAUCAGAAGGAUCUCGAUUCACCGCCUUAUCAUUUUUAAAACCUCACGACAAGGAAAAACGCAGUAGAUUUUCCAUUCGAUCAACGGGGAAGUCAAGCUCAAGGUCUUCACCUUCACCACCGUCGUCGAAUGUCGUCGGAGAUUUCUCGAUGCUUCCGUUCGAUAUACUGAUGAAAAUCGCUGCCCCGUUUAGUCUUCCGAAUCUCCACGCGGCGUCUUCGGUUUGCAGAUCGUGGAGAGACGCGCUCCAGCCGCUUAGGGAAUCGAUGGUUCUGCUUCGUUGGGGAAAACGGUUCAAGCACGGAAGAGGAGGCGUGAAAGCGAACAUCGAGAAAGCUCUUGAUUCGUUCCUGAAAGGCGCCGCGCGUGGAUCGACACUCGCUAUGGUUGACGCCGGACUCGUUUACUGGGAAACGGGAGAGAAAGAGAAAGCGGUGGGGCUUUAUCGGAGAGCGGCGGAGCUCGGUGAUGCUGUUGGUCAAUGCAAUUUGGGGAUUUCUUAUCUUCAAGUUCAACCUUCAAAUCCAAAGGAAGCAAUGAAAUGGUUGAAACAAUCUGCAGAAAAUGGUUACGUUCGAGCUCAGUAUCAAUUAGCUCUUUGUUUACACCAAGGCCGAGUCGUGCAAGCCAGUCUGCUAGAAGCUACUAGAUGGUACCUAAAGGCAGCAGAAGGCGGGUAUGUACGAGCAAUGUAUAACAUUUCGCUUUGUUAUUCGGUUGGAGAAGGCGUACCACAAAACCGCAAGUUGGCAAGGAAAUGGAUGAAACGAGCAGCUGAUCACGGUCACAGUAAAGCUCAGUUUGAACACGGCCUCGCUCUAUUCUCUGAAGGGGCGAUGAUGAAAUCUAUAUUGUACUUAGAACUAGCUGAACGUGGUGGCGAAACAGCUGCUAGUCACGUCAAGGAAGUUGUACACCAACAGCUUUCCGCAACUUCUCGUGAUCACGCCAUAAACCAAGCCAAUAACUGGCGUGCUUUACCAGCUACUCGCUAA